GGGGCCGGGCGCGGCGGCGGGGCCGGGGCGGAGCCAGGCGGCCGCCUGCGCCGCUCGCCCUGCGCCGGCUGACGUGGCCCGGGCCCGGCUGGGACAUGGCGGACGGCAGCAGGCAGAGCAAGCUGGCCGCGGCCAAGAAGAAGCUGAAGGAAUAUCAGCAGAAGAAUAGCCCUGGAGCAACUGCGGGAGCCAAGAAGAAACGAAAAACUAAAGAAGGAAGCAGACCUGAGACUCCCACAAAUGAUGACCGACAGUCUCCAGAGAAUAUUCAGAACAUUCUGAAGGUGCUGGUGUCAGACCUUAACCGCUCCAAUGGGGUAGCCAUACCCUCAUUGGACAAGAGGAAGGCAUACUUUGACAGUGAUGUUGCCACUCGUAAUGCUGAACAGCUUGCUGCCGAUGUCCCUGUGCUAUCUAACAGCAACAGUCUGCCUAGUUGUGGUUCUGUUCUGCCUGCUCCUGGGAGCAUGCAGCUGACACAGAUUCAUGAAGCUGAAGAUCAUAAAAAUGCCUUGGAUGAGAACAGGUCUCUUUCAUCAACAGAAAGUCUCCGCCAGUUGUCCGAACAGCUCAAUGGCCUGGUUUCUCAGUCUACGUCAUAUGUGAAUGGAGAAAGUGCUGUUUCUUCCACAAACAUUAAGGAAAUGGAAACACGUUACCAGGAGCUGGCAGUAGCCCUAGAUUCCAGCAAUCUAACUAACAAACAGCUCAUUACAAAGAUAGAGGAAUUGAAACAGCAGAACCAAGAAGCAAUGAAUCAGCUGGAGAAGGAAAAGAAGGAGUUUGAACAGAAAUUUUCUAAAGAACAAGCAGCACUGAGGGAACAGCUGCAGGUUCAUAUUCAGACUAUUGGAAUUCUAGUUUCUGAGAAGUCUGAGUUGCAGACGGCCCUCGGGCAUACUCAACAAGCUGCGCGGCAGAAAUCAGGAGAAGCUGAAGACCUUGCUGCUCGUUUGCAGUCAUCUCGCCAGAGGGUAGCAGAGCUAGAACGCACCUUAUCCUCCAUCUCUAUGCAACAGAAACAGUCAGACAAGCAUAAUAAAGAGUUAGUGAAGGAACGAGACAACCUGAAACUGGAACUGUACAAACAGAGCAAAGGUAGUGAGGAACUGAAGCAGCAGAACUCAGAACUGUCCGAGAAACUUCGCUCCCUGGUUUCUGAGAACUCAGCCAUGAAGCUGGAUAUGGAGGAUUUGCAUAAGAAACUGGAGAUGGCUGAACUGAUGAUCCAACAGUUCUCAAAUCAGUCAGGGAGUCUGGAUGCCAACCAACAGUUGCAGAUAGCACUGGAGGAGAGGGCAAGCCUGGAAACGCAGAUUGCUCAGCUCUCGGAGUCACUUCACCAGCUGCGGGCAGAAAGAGAUCAGUAUGUAGAGAAACUGAAGGAGGAGGGGAGCAUUUGGCAGCAGCGGGUACAGCAGCUCUCUGAGCAGGUCCACACAAUGGCAGAGGAGAAGGAGAAGCAUGUGACCCAAAUUCGGGAGCUGGAAGCCAAUGUUACAGAACUGUUGAGCAAAUCAGCAGUUAAGCCCAUGGAUAUUGAGCCUUCCUCACCGUCAGGGCCCACAGAAGCUGAGCUGAGUCUGCAGGAAGAGGUCCAGCGGCUGCAGCAAGAAAAGGAGGAACUGCACGGGCAGUACCAGGCCCAGGUCCGGGACAAUGAGCAGCUGAGCCACCUCAACAGGGAGCAGGAGGAGCGGCUGCUGGAGCUCGAGAAGGCCGUGCAGCGCUACAGCGAGGAGUCUGUGGACAGACAGCAGAUCCUGGAGAGCAUGCAGAGUGACAAGGCCACAAUCAGUAGGGCUCUGAGCCAAAACCGGGAGCUGAAGGAGCAGCUGGCUGAAUUGCAGAAUGGGUUUGUCAAACUGACAAAUGAAAACAUGGAGGUUACAAGUGCCCUACAGUCAGAGCAACAUGUAAAGAAGGAGUUGGCCAAGAAGCUUGGGCAGCUGCAGGAGAACCUGGGGGAGCUCAAAGAGACGCUGGAACUGAAAACCCAGGAAGCUAGGGGACUGCAGGACCAGCGGGACCAGUACUACAGCCACUUGCAACAGUACACUGUGGCAUACCAGCAGCUGGCUGCUGAGAAAGAGGAACUGCACAAGCAGUUCUUGCUUCAGACACAGCUUAUGGAUCGGCUACAGCAUGAGGAAGUUCAGGGGAAGGUGACUGUGGAAAUGCACCUGAAGGAGCUGCAGCAGACUAAGGAAAGUCUGGAAGCUGUAGCUAAGGAAAACAAAGAGCUGCAGGCCCAGAUCAGUCAGUUAGCAGCAGAGCUGGAUGGCAGGAUGUUGCACCGAGUGGAAGGAGAUGGAGUUGAAAGUGAAGCAAUGAUUGAAGAAAACCCAAAAUCUUCAUUUGUGAUCCCAGAGAACUUUGAAAGCCAUGAAGAAAUGGUUGCCUUCUUGACAUCUGCCAUGUCCCAGGUGGAGAAGGAGCGAGAAGAUAUGAGACAACAGCUGACUGCUCAGAAACAGCAGUGCAGAAGUCUCCUGCAGCAAAUAGCAGCUCUUAGGCAGGAGCAGCAACAUAAUGCCACACUGAGUGGAGAUUCCACUAUGGAUACUGUUCCAGUGGAGGUUCACGAGGCUUUGAAAACUGCCAUGGAGAAACUACAGUCCCGUUUCACAGACCUGAUGCGUGAGAAAGCUGAUCUGAAGGAACGGCUAGAAGAGCUAGAACAUCGCUGCAUACAGCUGUCUGGGGAAACAGACACCAUUGGGGAAUAUAUUGCAUUAUACCAGAGUCAAAGGGCUAUCCUCAAACAGCGGCACCAAGAGAAAGAGGAGUACAUCAGCAGGUUGGCUCAGGAUAAGGAAGAGAUGAAGGUGAAGUUAUUGGAACUGCAGGACUUGGUGAUGCGUCUGGUUGGGGAAAGAAAUGAAUGGUACAGCAAGUAUGUGGCAGCUGCUGAGAACCCAGAGCUGUUAGCAAGCCAGAAUGAGAGUAUGCUUCCAGUGGAGAGGCGCAUUGAACUGAAUGCUACUGAUGGAGAAGGAUUACGAGAAGUGAGUUUAUCAGAUGAACCUGAACAAGAGGCUGUUCUUCAUCAGUCCAGUUUCUCCCCUAUUGACAGUAAAGCUGCUCAGCCAAACCAAGAGGAUCCCACAGCAAAGCAAAUAAUGCAGCUUCUCAGAGAAAUCCAGAACCCUCAGGAGAGGCUGGGCUCCCUGCCAGAAAACCCCUGCAUUCCCUUCUUUUACCGUGCUGAUGAGAAUGAUGAGGUCAAAAUCAUGGUGGUUUAAGUGACACUAAUCUUAUUUACAGCAAUUUUCUAUGAGCCUGUAAGGACUCAAACUGACUUGUACUUGCCCUGUACCUCUGCCCAAUGUCCUUGGUCAGAACAGGUAUCUGCUUUAAAGACCUGAGGAAAGGGAGACUGCAUCAGAUGGAACUCAAGCAUCCGACCUCAUCUUCCCUUCCUCCCCUUUCUUCUGUUACUUGGUGGGCUCGGAGUACAGGUGGACUGGAAGUGCUCGCAGGAGGCAGCUGGGCCAGCACUUCCCCUGGGCCAGAUACAGGUUGGGGGAAAGGGGAUUCCAUGACUUCUGGCAGAAUUACUUGAUUGCUUUUCCUGUAUCCCCCACCCCACACCAGGACUCUGCUGCUGGCAGCCAGCUUCACAGCAGUGACUCAGUUCCAUCAGUCAUGACUGCAGUCUGCCUCCUUCCUUCCAAGGCUCCCAGAGUAACUUACUCUGGUAACAAACUCUUGGGAUUCUAAACGGUUGUUUUUGUUGCACACUAUGUAUCUUAAACUUCCCCCUUUCCUCUGCAGCCUGCCUUGUGUACUGUAUCUGAAACCAGCCUUGCCACUCUCAAACAGCCAAAAGAUACAGGCUUCUGGCUACCUAGGCAGCACUACAGAAACAUUUAUUCUCAUUAGCUAGGGGGAAGGGACCUAGGGUUGCCUUUUGAGUCUUUUUGGUUACUUGACAAAGCUUUAUGUGGAUGACUGGGAGUGGGGUGGAAAUGGAACUGCACUUUGGAGGAUGAUGUGUUUCGCUUGUAUGUGUCUGAAGGUUUUAUUUAUUAAAAGUGGGAGAAAUGAGUAAAAGGAAACCACGUAAUAAACAUGCUUUGUUUCGAGUUUCUGGACUGUGGGGUUCUGGCUCUCCAUCACUUAAAUUUCCUUUUCUCCCAUUUUGGUAAGGAAUAUGCUAGCUGAGUGCAUUAGAUAACACGGUAGGUAGAAUUUAACAACCGCUGCCCUCUGCUUAAAUGCCUGUGAUGCUUAUCAGUACUAGAGGCAUCACCUGGCACUGCCCUGAAGCAACAGGCUAAACUGUAACAAGAGAGCAAAAUGUGUUGGGAAGCAGCAGCAAAACACAUCCCUUGGGUGUGCAAGGCACCUUCUGACCUAAGGCACAUGUCAAAGUGAACUGCGUGUGGAUAUCUUAGAAGUCAGUCCAGGUUUCAGGCUGGAACUACCUGCUGUCUCAGCAAUGGCCCCUGAAGGAGAACUGCUGUGGCACUUAAAGGGACCUGACUUUCACAGCUGGGCAACCCAAAUGCACUAGCCCAGACUAGUGGCUUAGAAGCAUGCACUGCUUCAGCAGUAACCCUCAGGAUGCGAGAGAUACAAGCACAGGAACACUAUUAAUUUGGGGGUUUAUCAAAAAAUAUAUAUAUAUUCAUGCCUUCCUCUAUGUCUGAGUUGGUCAAGCUUCCUUUCUUUAUCAGCAUGGUAGAAGCAGCUUUUCUAGCCCCAAGCAGAUAAGAACAUUUAAGAUUCAUGUUGAUUUCCAUAUACAACUGAAAAAGAGGGUAAAUGAAACAAAAUGUGUUCGCCUCUGAACCCACCAGGGGAAGAUGAAGCUGUUUUUUUGAAUGCUCUCCUUUCAUUUGAAUGGCUCUGGUGUUGUCUCUGGGUAACUGGCCCAACACAUGACUCAAGGCACAACACUAGUGCUGUGGGCUCCCAAGCUCCUAGCUGCAUGGGUUUGUGUACAUACUAUAUCUGUGUAAUAUGCUGUAUAUUCCUUGAAAAGAGACUAGCCUUUUGCAGUGUUUAUACCUGCUCAAGCUGCUCAUAGCCUGUAUCAUAAGAAUAACUCUAAUGGGCAGGGCUGUGAUUUAAUACCGAACAUUACUGUUAUAAAUGGAAUAAAUAUUUAUUGGGUGUUCUAGUCCAAGACUGUGAAGGAAAAAAAAGACUAUUGAAGUUUUGCAGUCUGCUGCAGAGGUGACCUAAUGCUGUUACAAAUUUGCUUUCUUUCUGAAUAAACUUAUUCAGAUGGG
Dromaius novaehollandiae (emu) is the source of this 5240-nucleotide messenger RNA. It is a transcript of the gene GOLGA2, whose product is annotated as golgin A2. Gene Ontology annotation, molecular function: protein binding. The coding region runs from base 96 to 3245 and encodes 1049 amino acids. Gene Ontology annotation, cellular component: cis-Golgi network; Golgi apparatus; Golgi cis cisterna. Gene Ontology annotation, biological process: Golgi organization. NCBI's taxonomy places the organism in Eukaryota, Metazoa, Chordata, Aves, Casuariiformes, Dromaiidae. The record is from RefSeq and is a predicted model, not a curated record. The transcript is spliced from 28 exons.